AUAAACCCUAAUUUGCUCCCCAAAUUUCUCAAACCAGUUAUUUCUUCAUCUUCAAGGAUUUUUAAUAGAUCAGAAAAAUGGGUCAAGGAACACCAGGAGGACUGAACAGACAGGGAGGAGGGGCUCCUGGGGAUCGAAGAAACGAUGGUGAUAACAAGAAGGAGAAGAAAUUCGAACAACCAACACCACCAACAAGAGUUGGUCGUAAACAGCGAAAACAAAAAGGAUCAGAAACAGCAGCAAGAUUACCAACAGUAACACCAUUAACUAAAUGUAAACUUCGAUUAUUGAAACUUGAAAGGAUUAAAGAUUAUUUGUUAAUGGAAGAAGAAUUUGUUAGUAAUCAAGAGAGAUUGAAACCACAGGAAGAUAAAAAUGAAGAAGAUAGAUCUAAAGUUGAUGAUCUAAGAGGUUCACCUAUGAGUGUUGGUAGUCUUGAAGAACUUAUUGAUGAGAAUCAUGCUAUUGUUUCUUCUUCCGUCGGGCCUGAAUAUUAUGUCGGGAUUUUGUCUUUUGUUGAUAAAGAUCAACUUGAACCUGGUUGUGCUAUUCUUAUGCAUAAUAAGGUUCUCUCUGUUGUUGGGCUUCUUCAAGAUGAUGUUGAUCCCAUGGUGUCCGUUAUGAAGGUUGAGAAGGCUCCACUGGAAUCUUAUGCAGACAUUGGUGGACUAGAUGCACAAAUUCAGGAAAUUAAAGAGGCAGUUGAACUUCCACUCACUCAUCCCGAAUUAUACGAAGAUAUUGGUAUUAAACCCCCUAAAGGAGUCAUCCUUUACGGAGAACCUGGAACAGGGAAGACCUUACUCGCUAAGGCAGUGGCCAACUCAACAUCAGCUACUUUCUUGCGUGUUGUUGGAAGUGAAUUGAUCCAAAAGUACUUGGGAGAUGGUCCAAAAUUAGUGAGGGAACUGUUCAGGGUUGCUGAUGACCUUUCACCUUCCAUUGUCUUCAUUGAUGAAAUUGAUGCGGUUGGUACUAAAAGGUACGAUGCGCAUUCAGGAGGUGAACGUGAGAUUCAGAGGACCAUGUUGGAACUGCUGAACCAGUUGGAUGGUUUUGAUUCAAGAGGAGACGUCAAAGUUAUUCUUGCUACAAACAGAAUUGAAAGUCUCGAUCCUGCUUUGCUAAGACCUGGACGAAUAGAUAGGAAAAUCGAAUUCCCUCUUCCUGACACCAAAACAAGGAGACGCAUUUUCCAGAUCCACACUUCAAGGAUGACAUUGGCAGAUGAUGUUAACCUAGAAGAAUUUGUGAUGACUAAAGAUGAGUUCUCUGGAGCUGAUAUUAAGGCUAUAUGUACUGAAGCCGGUUUGCUUGCCUUAAGAGAACGCCGUAUGAAGGUGACACACCCGGACUUCAAGAAAGCAAAGGAGAAGGUUAUGUACAAGAAGAAAGAGGGAGUCCCGGAAGGACUUUACAUGUAAUAAAAACAAGCCAUGGGGAGCGUUUAGAUCAUCUGGAUACUUGCUUGCCAUUUCCUUGUUUUAGAUUCUGUUUUCAUUGCUGGGAUUGUUCUUUUUUUUUUUUACUGUUUCUCUGGUGCUUGUUGUUGAACUUUAUAACAGCGCUGUCACUUCUCCUUGGUUACUGAAACUAUCUUUGCAGUUUCUUUACCCUUUGUUCGCAGAGUUAAGUUAUGUUUCUCUCCUCUUUUGGUUCA
Molecule: messenger RNA, 1660 nt
Organism: Papaver somniferum (opium poppy)
Lineage: Eukaryota; Viridiplantae; Streptophyta; Magnoliopsida; Ranunculales; Papaveraceae
Product: 26S proteasome regulatory subunit 4 homolog A
Exons: 6
Coding region: 78-1424 (448 amino acids)
Biological process (GO): proteasome-mediated ubiquitin-dependent protein catabolic process
Cellular component (GO): proteasome regulatory particle, base subcomplex
Molecular function (GO): ATP hydrolysis activity; ATP binding; proteasome-activating activity
Source: RefSeq, a predicted model, not a curated record